This is a messenger RNA of Haplochromis burtoni (Burton's mouthbrooder), 4144 nucleotides long. It is a transcript of the gene eml2, whose product is annotated as EMAP like 2. The record is from RefSeq and is a predicted model, not a curated record. Gene Ontology annotation, molecular function: microtubule binding. Gene Ontology annotation, cellular component: mitotic spindle. Gene Ontology annotation, biological process: microtubule cytoskeleton organization. The transcript is spliced from 22 exons. Lineage: Eukaryota; Metazoa; Chordata; Actinopteri; Cichliformes; Cichlidae. Bases 220 to 2670 code for a protein of 816 amino acids.
UUUGUCCCACAGGUUGCACUUGACGGUGACAGUAAGGCUGGAGCGGGAAUAGCCGGAGAGCCGAGGCAGGUAAAAGUGUGUAUGUGUGUGUUUGUGCGUGUUUGUAUGAUGAGACAGAAAGGGGUAACGGCGUGAAGAAGAGAGGGAGAGAGGUGAAAGGAGGACAAAGCAGACGAGUGAGAGUUGGAAAAACAGAAGAGAUAACAAAAGGAGGAAAGGAUGUCGGAGCGGGUAGCUUCGUGUGGGAGCCUGUAUGACAGCACCAACCUGCUGCUACAGUACUGCAACAACGAUGACACUGUGUCGGCGAGCAGUAACAUGGACAUGGAGGAUCGGGUGUCUCACUUGGAGCAGAGGCUGCAGUUGCAAGAGGACGAGAUCCAGCUGCUUAAGGCGGCUCUGGCUGAUGCCCUGCGCCGGCUCGGCUAUUGUGAGGAGCAGAGCCAAGGCAAGCAACCAGCAGGCGUUCAUGCUGGGAGGAGAUCUCUGGCCACUACAGCUGCGGCACCACCUACCAAGGUGCGACAGCUCCUGCAGGCUCUUCCCUCCCGACCUCUGAGUAAUGGCUACAUUCAACAGAAACGUCUCCUUUCUUCGCCUUCAUCUCCAAAGAAAGAGGUGCUACAGUCUAUAAAGAGAAAGAGUAUGUCCACAGAGCGUCUCACCCUGGUGAGGAGAGAGAUGGGGGCGGAGAGUCGGAGUCGAACAACAUCCUCCAGCAGCUCCUCUGGUGGCAAAAGCAAAUCCAAAGAAUGCACUUUCAAUGCAGAGGACAGCUACGUGAGGAUGUUCCUCCGCGGCCGUCCCGUCACCAUGCACGUCCCAGACCAGCAGAAGGGGACUUACAGCCUUGACCAGAAGGUGGCGCUGCCUGACCAUAAGCUCAAACUGCAGUGGGUUUAUGGCUACCGUGGUCGUGACUGCCGCUCCAACCUGUACCUGCUUCCCACGGGAGAGAUUGUCUACUUCAAUGCUUCAGUGGUGGUGCUGUACAACACAGAGGAGCAGCAGCAGAGACACUACCUGGGCCACAACGAUGACGUCAAAUGCCUGAGUGUGCAUCCUGACAUGGUUACCAUAGCAACAGGACAAGUGGCUGGAAACUCUAAAGAUGGAAAGCUGCUGGCUCCCCAUGUUCGCGUCUGGGAUUCUGUGAGCCUCAACACGCUCCAUGUGCUUGGAACGGGAGUGUUCGAUAGAGCGGUCACCUGUGUGGCUUUCUCAAAGUCGAAUGGCGGCACCUUCCUUUGCGCUGUGGAUGAUGCCAACGAUCACAUCUUGUCAGUCUGGAACUGGCAGAAAGAGAAGCAGCUGGCUGAAGUCAAGUGCUCCAAUGACUCUGUGCUGGCCGCUGUGUUUCAUCCCAUGGACACCAACCUGAUUGUUACCUGUGGAAAAUCUCACAUCAACUUCUGGACCAUGGAGGGGAACACUCUCACCAAGAGACAGGGCCUGUUUGAGAAACACGAGAAACCAAAGUAUGUGUUGUGUGUGGCAUUCGCUGAGAAUGGAGACGCCAUCACAGGAGACUCCAGUGGGAACCUCUACAUCUGGGCCAAAGGUGGUACCCGCAUCAGCCAGGUGGUGUCAGCGGCGCACGAAGGCGGCAUUUUCUCAGUGUGUGUUCUCAAGGACGGCACCAUGGUGUCUGGAGGGGGGAAAGACCGCAAGGUGGUGCUGUGGGACCACGAUUACAGAAAAAAGGCAACGAUGGAGGUGGGAGAGUCCUUCGGUCCUGUUCGUGCUCUGGCUGAAGGUAAACCCGGAGAACUCUUUGUUGGAACCACCAAGAAUGCAAUCAUCAGAGCUGCCUUCCCUGAUACAUUAACGCCUAUUGUGCAGGGUCACACCGAUGAGCUGUGGGGUCUGGACAUCCAUCCCACCAUGGAGCAGUUUGUUACCUGCUCACAGGACAAACAAGUUCACCUCUGGGAUGCCCACUCCCACCAGCCCCUGUGGAGCAAGACCAUCGAGGAUCCAGGGAGGUCUGCAGGCUUCCAUCCCAGCGGGGCUGUUCUGGCUGUGGGGACCAUGACUGGAAAGUGGUUGGUGCUGGACACUGACACUCGGGAUCUUGUUUCUAUGCACACAGAUGGCAAUGAGAUCAUUUCCAAUGUCAAGUACUCUCCGGACGGUAACUUCCUGGCUGUCGCUUCCCAUGAUAACUUUGUUUACAUCUAUGCUGUAACUGAAAACGGCCGAAAGUACAGCCGUGUGGGGAAAUGCACUGGACACUCCAGCUUUGUUACCCAUGUGGACUGGUCGAAAAACAGCCAGUACCUUGUCACCAACUCAGGAGACUAUGAGAUCCUCUUCUGGGAGGCAUCCAGUGGUAAACAUGUGACCAACAUGGACACAGUGCGCAACCUGGAGUGGGCCACCUCCACCUGCACUCUGAGCUUCAACACGUUUGGAAUCUGGCCAGAUGGAGCAGAUGGCACAGACAUCAAUGCUGCGUGCAGGUCACAUGAUGGAUCCCUGCUGGCCUCUGCUGAUGACUUUGGCAAAGUGCACUUGUUCUCCUUCCCCUGCUCUCAACCAAGGGCUCCAAGUCAAGAAUACGGUGGCCAUAGCAGUCACGUGACCAACGUUGCCUUCCUGCACGAUGACAGUCACCUGAUCUCCACUGGUGGGAAGGACACCAGCAUCCUGCAGUGGGUGGUUGCCUAGGCAAAAUUAUACACCUGCAUCUCUGACUUCCACUGGAAUCCUGUCUGACCCUCGUCACAUCUUCUUCACCUCAUCUUUAUCCUCGGGCUACCACGGGGCAGCAGCUCCUCUGUGCCUACUGGAAUUUAAAAAAGUAAAGAAAAGAAAAAAUGCACCACCGUAACUUGAGAAACCCAGAGAUGUGACACCAAAUGAGUAUCACUGGAAUAGUUUAAAGUGUACUGCUGUUUCUUAUAGACUGUAGAGAAAUUACUUGUUGUAAUGGAGGAAAUUACUAACUUUUACCAUUACAAAAAAUAAAUAAAUAAAUCAACUACUGCAAAUCCACCUCAUCUGACAACACAAUAAAUCUGCAAUUUUUCCAUUAAUACUAACUGGGCCUGAACUUUUUCAACCCUUUAAAGGGAAGUACAUCUGUUCUAAAUUACAAGCCUGUCAGCAAGGUUAAGAUCAUGUAUACUGCAGUUUGUUAACCAUUUUGAAUGCAUGCAACACAAUGAGGGUGAAAGAUACAAUAAGAUUUUAGGGUUUAACAUGAUGGUAUUUUUCAGACGUUGGUUUCCAUAAAGUGUACAUUUCUUCAAACUUGUUUGGGGUGUAUAAACUAACACAAUACAAAAAAAAAGGAGGCGUGACACGUUGAACUGAGGUACUUAGAUAAAUUUUUUCAUAACAAAUUUAAACCAAAUUUUAUUUAGUGCUGUAAAAUAUCCAUGAUUUGUAAUAACAGAAUUAAAACAUGAACCUUUUAGGAGUGCAAGAUCUUUUUUUUCUCCCCCAGGAGUGUGGAGUAGAUCCCUGUGAACAUGCAGUGAUCUUUCCUACACCUGGAAAAUCACAGAUAAAAUUUCAAACUUGUGCAAAGAUUAAGUACAGCAACACAAUGAAGGUGUGAUACUCUAAAACCAUAAAGAGUGAUAAAUAUUGGCCUGCAUUUGAGCAAAUUAAUAUUGCAUUAAAUGGGUGAAAUCUUCCUUUUAAAAUGCUUAUAAUAACCCCUCUGCCUUCUUCUCUUCACUGUUACAUCACUCAGCAUUUCCAUACUCUUAAGGUGCAGAUUGUAAGUAUAGUACAGAUUGCUGUUGGAGAUUGUAAACGGUACAAAGUGUCUGUUUUGUCCCGAGCCUUUUGAUUUCUCCUUCUACUGCUGGGCUGUUGUGUUUCUGAUUGUACUACUACUGUAAAUGUGCUGAGAUGGCACUAGAUGGCGCUACAGCGCAAGAGAAUGAGCAUGACUUGGGCUCCCCUCCUGUAGAUGUUGUCUAAAAGGUCUUUAGAGUAAAUAUAUAUUAUGCAGUAUAUCCGAGUGGCUGUGUUAUUUUAAUAUUUAACUGUAACAACGAUGGAUGUUAGAAUUAUUAUACUCGUGGCACUUUUAGUGAUUGACAGCGAGGUAAUGUAGGCUGCUGUGCCAUGGAAGCUUGGGCUGUGCUUUGCCUUCUUGUUUUGUUAAUAAAGUUUUUACCCAAAUGCA